Closterium sp. Yama58-4 is the source of this 1896-nucleotide messenger RNA. NCBI's taxonomy places the organism in Eukaryota, Viridiplantae, Streptophyta, Zygnematophyceae, Desmidiales, Closteriaceae. The record is from the annotation of a GenBank genome assembly.
AUGGGCGACACUCUUAAAGACGUCAAGGCUCUGACGGAGCAAUUGGAUAGCGCUUACAAGCGAGAUGACCUCCCGACGUGCGCGUCGCUUGUGUCGCAACUCAAGCUGAAGCUAACACUGCUGCCAGCGCUACCCCCGCUGUACCAGCAGUCGCCCACGGCACAGGAAGAGCUCCUGCUUGCGCGCGAUGUGAUGGAGCACGCGGUGCUAUUGAGCGUGAAGCAAAAGGACGAGGCUCUCUUUGAGCGCAAUUACCUCCAGCUACGCACCUACUACACUGACACCAGGAGCGUCCUCCCUCCUUCUGAGAACGAGCCUGUCAUUCUGGGCCUGAACCUGCUGCGCCUGUUGGUGGCGAACCGCAUUGCAGAGUUCCACACCGAACUGGAGCUGCUGCCAGAUGGCCUGGACGAGAACCCAUGUGUGAAGACAGCAGUGCAGCUAGAGCAGGCGCUCAUGGAAGGGGCGUAUGCACGUGUGCUCACCGCACGUCAUGCGGCGCCACACCCACUGUUUGCCCACUUCCUUGACCUGCUCAUGCGGACUGUCAGGGAUGAGAUAGCAGGGUGCAGUGAGAAGGCAUACGAGUCCCUUGAAAUUAAAGAUGCAUGCCAACUGCUCAUGUUCACCAAUGAAGCAGAGCUGAAGCCCUAUGCUGAGCAGCACAAUUGGGAGGUGCGUGAUGGUUCUGUAUACUUCCAGCGCCCACAGCAGCAGCAACCGCGUGAUAGAAUGCCAUCCAUGCAGCUCGUGAGCCAAGCUUUGGGGUAUGCUAGGGAGCUGGAGCGCAUUAGCACGGGGGCGUCGACCAGCUUUUAUCCCAUUGGCGUAGGUGUAGCCAUUACCUAUGAAAUGGGAUUAGACUACUAUGACGUACUUCAGGUACCGAACACCGCGUCUGAUGAUGACCUAAAGAAGGCUUAUAGGAAGUUGGCGAUGAAAUGGCAUCCAGACAAAAAUCCCACAUGCAAGACGGAAGCCGAGGCGAAAUUUAAGGAGAUCUCUGAAGCGUACGAGGUCCUCAGUGAUGGUCAGAAGAGAGCAGUGUACGAUCAAUAUGGGGAGGAAGGACUCAAAGGACAAGUACCACGUCAAGGAACUCCAAGUCAGCCAGGAAGUUCACACGCCCCGUCUUCUAGCACCCCAAAUCCUCCUCAUGUUAAUAAGUUUAAUCCGCGGAGUGCGGAAGACAUUUUUGCAGAGUUCUUUGGCAAGAACCCAUUCAUGUCAGAAAGCAGUAGCUUCAGAGGUUCGAAGUCUGGUUCCUCGUAUCCUGGCGACCAUUAUGGCUCUCCAGGGCAAGAGCCCGUGGUGCAUGGCCAUUAUGUGGAUCCAAACUCCCCCGCACCUAAGAAAGGUGCACCUGUAGAGAAUCGUCUAGUUUGCUCCUUGGAAGAACUUUAUUCGGGGUCGACGCGGAAAAUGAAGAUCUCACGGAAUAUUGUUGACACUGCUGGGAAAAUCACCCCAGUGGAGGAAAUACUGACGAUCAACGUGAAACCAGGAUGGAAAAAAGGGACCAGGAUUACGUUCCCUGAGAAAGGGAACGAGCAGCCUGGUCUCGUUCCUGCAGACCUUGUUUUUGUCAUUGAGGAGAAGCAGCAUGAGUUCUACAAGCGGGAAGGCAUUGAUCUUCUGUGCACUCAGAAAAUCAGCAUCGCGGACGCAUUGCUUGAUUACACGUUGAACUUGACAACUCUUGAUGGAAGACAGCUUUCAAUUCCCCUCAAUGAGGUUAUAUAUCCCGGCUAUGAAAAGGUGAUUCCUAGGGAGGGGAUGCCAGGCAAGGAGUUGGGCAAGCGUGGCAACCUUAGAAUAAGGUUUGAUGUUAGAUUCCCUACCAAGCUCUCUGCAGAGCAGAAGAUGCUGUUGGCCCAAGUUUUCCGUAGGGAGUAG